UUAAGGAUAUGAUUAAAAAAAAAAAUUUUUUUGUUAACGUGGUUCCGUCCGAUCCCGUUCAAUCUCAGUCAUUGUCUUGCUCUCGCGUGAUUUCCAGUUUCUCUAAAAUUCCUUGGGAAGAGCUGAGCUGAGUGAAAUUUCACAGUAGUUUCGUAAAGCAUGCCUGUUGAAGUGAAGCCUCGGUUUGUAGUCCUUUAUGGGUCUCAGAAGGGCCAAGCCCAAUCCAUAGCAGAAGGAAUAGCUGAGGAGGCUGAGCAGCAUGGACUGGUUGCAGAUCUCAGCUGCUUGAAUGAAACUACAAAGUACAAUCUGGAGAAGGAGAAUGACCCAGUGGUGUUUAUUGUGUCUACCACUGGAGAUGGGGAACCGCCAGACAAUGCUCUACAAUUUGUAAAGCGCAUCAAGAGGAAGGCCCUCUCCACUGACCACUAUAAACACCUUUGCUAUGCACUGUUAGCUUUAGGAGACACAAAUUAUGCAAAUUUCUGCAACUGUGGGAAGACAAUUGAGCGUCGUCUACAGGAUCUUGGAGCCAAACAAUUCUAUGCGACUGGAUAUGCAGAUGAUGGUGUAGGCUUGGAGGUGGUUGUGGACCCUUGGCUUGAAGGACUGUGGAACGCCAUCAGAGGAGCCUUAUCCAAAAUGGCUUCUGAUAGGACUGCUCACUUAAAAGCAAAUACAGAGGAUUCAGCUGAAGAAACUCCCGAUUCAUCCACACCAGAUGUCCAGAUCAGCCUCUUGAGAAUCACUGACCACCAGAACUGCGAGUCAGUCGGAGCAGCUGUGGAGACGGACUCCAAAUUUGCAUGUGCUGCUUCAUCUGUAGCUUCUGUUGUUUCUGAUCUCAGGCCAGCUUCUCCUGCGGGGAGCAUUGGAUUGGCAUCUCAGUGUCAUGGCACUGCCAGCAUUCCUACAUCAGCACCAAAAACACAGGCCGGGGAUGUUGGAGUUCCCCAUGUUGUACUGGCAGCUUCACUGACGUGCUCCUUGCCACCGCUUUCUGAGUCCUCGCUUAAUGUUCCUGCUCUGCCUCCUCCCUACUUGGAUGUCUCUCUUCAGGAGGCCGACACUAUAGAACAGAUUGUUGGACCAUUGAACAAAGAGACUCUUCAUGAGGUGCCCGUAUCCAAGGCAGUCCAGCUGACCAGAGGAGAUUCUGUCAAAACAGCCAUUCUCCUAGAACUGGACAUAUCUGCUUACCCGAUGAUGACCUAUCAGCCAGGGGAUUCUUUUGAUGUGUUCUGCCCAAACAGAGCUGCAGAGGUGGACAACAUGCUCAGCAGACUGGGCCUCCAAGACCAAAGAAACCAUCUUGUCAACAUUUCUCUCAGAAAGGACACUAAGAAAAAAGGUGCUCAGGUGCCAUCUUACAUCUCGCAGAACAUUUCUCUGCUGUUCCUGCUCACAUGGUGUCUAGAGAUCAGAGGUAUUCCCAAGAAGGCAUUUCUGCGAGCGCUGGUGGAGCAUACGGGGGACAGUGUGCAGAGGAGGAGACUGCAGGAGCUCUGCAGUAAACAAGGUGCCGCAGACUACAACCUUUAUGUGAGAGACCCGAGCCUCAGCAUUUUGGAGCUUCUCACAGCCUUCCCAUCCUGCUCACCUCCACUCAGCCUCCUCAUAGAGCAUUUGCCGAAACUGCAGCCCAGGCCUUAUUCAGCAGCCAGCUCCUGUCUUACGCACUCAGGAAAGCUACAUUUUGCCUUCAACGUGGUAGAGUUCCCAGCAUGCACUGGGCGGCCUGUGGGGAGGCGAGGCUUGUGUACCGGUUGGCUGUUUGACCUCAUCAAUCCUAGCCCUGUUUUCCCUGGGAAGGCUGAAUCCUCCAACAGCCCGGCUCUGCCAAAGAUCCAUGUGAGUCUGAGACCCAACUGCUCCUUUCGGCCUCCCUCUGACCCGUCGGUGCCCUUUAUGAUGGUCGGACCCGGCACCGGAGUCGCUCCAUUCAUCGGCUUUCUCCAGCAAAGAGCGGAGGAGAGGCAGAAGAACCCUGAGGGCGUGUUUGGCGAGACCUGGCUGUUCUUUGGUUGUCGCCACAGAGACCGAGACUACCUGUUCAGGUGCCUUCUCACAGAGUUGGUGUCUCAUUCACAGAGAGAGGAACUCGAGGGUUUUGUGUCCAGCGGUACCCUGAGCCACCUCAAGGUGUGUUUCUCCAGAGAUGACAGGGAAGAUGAGGAGUCCGCUGCAGCACAACCCAGAUACGUCCAACACAAUCUGCUGCUUAAUAGCCAGCACGUCACUGACAUCCUGCUCAGACAGAACGGUUACCUGUAUGUCUGCGGAGAUGCAAAGAACAUGGCUAAAGAUGUGAAUGAGACCCUGUUGGAGAUGAUUAAGACAGAGCUUCAGGUGGACCAACUGGAGGCCAUGAAGAGACUGGCAGGGCUUAGAGAGGAGAAACGCUACUUACAGGACAUCUGGGGUUGACUGUGGAUGACGAGACAAGGGCAUUUUGCAACAUCCGCUGGGCUUUCUUACGUCUUAAGGGGAAAAAAAUGAACUCAGCAUGCUCAGCUAUAACCUCUAGAACCAUAAAAUUGUAGCUCCUGAAGCCUGGAGGUAGUUUACAGCACCCAACGCUACCAAGAUGGAAUGUACCUCACUGACCCGGGGAUAUCGGUUCACUACAUCAUCUUUGGCUUUGCUGUUUGAACAGAAAUGACCUUGGUCAGGGCAGUAGUGCUGGAGAUUGGUCCCGCAGUGUGAAAAUGCUUUUAGUAUAGACAAGCUUUCUCUAUUUGUCCUUUCUCGGGGAAAGGCAUUUACUUCCAUCGGCUGUGAUGGAGUGAUUUUGAUGAGACUGAGCUCCAACCUAGAUGGAAACAACACAGUGCAAUCUGUAGUUCUUAAACAACACACAUGCAGGAAAUUGUUUAUUUUCCAUUCAAGGAGAAAAGAAAUGUGUUUUUUCACAAGUUAGGUUUUUUUGGAAUAUGCCAAACCAAUACUGCCUACUAAAUGCACCACAGUUUGCCUCUGAAGUCAUAAUCAGUCAAAAUUCUUCCAUUAUUUUGUAUAAUUACCAUUUUGAAAAAGUACCUCAGUUCUAAAAUUGACCGAUAUCAUUAUUUUUCUAACCAGAAUACUGCAGCUUUAGUUUCCUUUUUGUCACAUUUAUGGCUUAUGAAAGCAGGUUUUAACGUAAGUAGUCUUAAUAAACAACUGUAUGACAAUUGUAUCAUUUAAGUUCAUGGAGAUCGAGACAACUUUCAGUGAGUUAACAUUACAGUGUGCUAAAAAUCAAGCUCAGAGGGUGAGAAUCUCAGUGAUAACACACAGCCUUGACCAGAGCAAUUUAUCUGACUGACUUGGUUUCCGUCUGCCUCCACAAACCCAGCAGACUGCCACUUUGGAGACAAUGAACUCCCAACUUUUUUAGGUUCUGCAAAACAGAGUAAAAUCUCUCCAAACACCAGCAUCUGUGCUUUCUGUGAUCAACAAUGAAAAGACAUUUCACGGUAUACUGUUGUUUCUUUUUUUUUUCUUCAUUGUCCACACACAAGUGUGUUUGCAGAUGACCUUACACACAUGCAUUUGAAGUGUGUGAAUGAAGGGAGGGGUGACUGAGAGCUUUCUUGGCAUAUUUAAGAUGCAGUGGGAAUUAUUUAGGAGCUAAUGAACUCUGAUUGAUUGGGAGUGAUUGUUUUAUUUAAAUUUAGAGAUAAUUUGAUUGUUGAAGGUGACUUUGGUCAGAAUAUGAAGAUGCUAAUUGAAGCCUUUUCGCAACAGGCUUCUUAGCGCUGCACAGAGCCCCAGAGAGGGGCUUCUCAGAAUUAAAUCUUCUAACAGCAGUCUUUUUAUUUAUCCUCUUGUAGGGAGGGGAGCGAAAAACAUGUUUACAAUCUCUGCUGCCUGAGCCGUAGAUGACACUGCAUUUGCAACGUUUUUGAGCCGAGUAAACAAAACAUUUACUGUCGCAGAAAACAAUUCCUGAUAAUGAAUAAUUGGUUUAAUACAGUGUUGUUGAAAGGUAGAGCUGUCCUUGUGUUUGUCCAGGUGCAGCUGGCUGCACCUCUACAUCCUCAUCUCUCAGUGUCCUGCUGCUUCGCCAAGUCACAGGAACAGAGGAGGACAAAAUCAAAAUAAUGAUGCCGUGUUCGCCUAACAGCAUCACCAAUCUCAUCUCACACUCACUUGCGCACACACACAUGAUCAAUAGCCUCCAUUUGAGGCAAGACUUCCAAUUUUUUUUUUUCUGAGAAAUGGCCAAAACCUGCGUACAAAACUAAGAAGAAAGAAAGUUUAAUCAAAGUGACAAGACUGUGGUCAUUAUUAUUAGUGAUUAAGUGUAGAAGCAUGAAGUACACUUUGAGCACCAUCCUUAUUUACCUACCCUGUUAAUAUACCCUUAUCUCUAUUUAAAAACUACCCUAGUGUGGAUUGAAAGGCUGCCGGCUGCUUGUGUCACCCUGUCCAGAGACCACCCAGGACUGAUGAAGUUUUAAAUUACGUCGUCGUAAUUAAAAAGGUUCACGGGGCAGAUUUGUCCUGCAGCGAGAGUGAAAGACGGAGCUGAGAAGACGGUCAAGAAUAAAUCAGAGUGCUGUGGAGGUCAGUGUGACCGUGGAAUAGUAGCACCUCCAUGAUAGAUGCCCCUUGUUAAGAAUGGCUUAAAUGAAGCAGAAAGAUGUGUGCUGAAGAUAAUGACUGUUAUUAUGGAAGUGUUGAGUGUACCAAGUAGGGAGAUGCACUUUAUGUCAAUGAGCUCAGAGAUUUUGAAACGAAAAAAAACUGCUUAACAUUUGGCUCCGUGGUGCAGAAAGUACAAGUAGUGUUGAUGAGGAGAGUAACUGGAACCUCCCCUACUCUUCCCUCCAUGAGCGCUGCGAGGAUGGUGCCUUAAUUAGGCAAGUGACAGUAUGUCCAAUUCAUUUGGCUUAGCUCUGUGAAUAAUGUGACUGCAGUUGAAACAACAGUGGUAAUUUUAGGAGUAAACAGCAAGUGUUGUCCCUCAUGACAAAACUUUAGAGGAUUCGGUUUUGCAUAGAUACCUGUUUGUGUGCUGCUGAGGAAUGGGAAUAAGCGAGGCAGUUUUUUUUUUUAGUUCAACUACAAAAUGAAAAUUGCCAGGAAUAGCUCAGAAAAUCUGAGCAUCUUUGUCAGAUUUCCAGCAAAGGAUGACAAUUUUAUUUAUCCAUAAAUCCUGUUGCGGAUUCCUGCCUGUAAUUUCUAAUGGAUGGCUGAAGGUUUGAUUUAGUUUCAAAGCUGUGGAGAAUUCUUCCACCAGUCUUCCUGCAUGAGUGCAGGCAGAAGUUCCACCAACUCCUCUUUGACUGUGUUGUAUCAUUAAAAAGAGACACUUUCACUUUG
This is a messenger RNA of Amphiprion ocellaris (clown anemonefish), 5310 nucleotides long. It is a transcript of the gene mtrr, whose product is annotated as 5-methyltetrahydrofolate-homocysteine methyltransferase reductase. The transcript has 16 exons. The record is from RefSeq and is a predicted model, not a curated record. The coding region runs from base 160 to 2427 and encodes 755 amino acids. Gene Ontology annotation, molecular function: flavin adenine dinucleotide binding; FMN binding; [methionine synthase] reductase (NADPH) activity. Gene Ontology annotation, cellular component: cytosol. Gene Ontology annotation, biological process: homocysteine metabolic process. NCBI's taxonomy places the organism in Eukaryota, Metazoa, Chordata, Actinopteri, Pomacentridae.